UUUUACCAAAAAAAAAAAAAAAAACCUUGGUGUCGGAAGUUGCAAGCAACAUACGCAUUGGAGGUGCCUCACGUGCUGCUUGUUAUAGUGCAACCACUAAGAGAGCGUGCCACCUGACACGUACGGUAACAUGGACUAAACAAUUUCAACAAAAUUUGGAUUGAACCGAAUACUAUGAAACUAAAUAGAACUGAAAGUAAAUAGAAUUUAAAACUAAAAUAACCAAAAUCUCUUAAAAGUUAGUGAUUUUUAAUUAAUCAUAAAAAAAAUCUAUUAGAAGAUUAUGUACAAACAUAUAUUAAAUCUUUUCAAAAUAGAAAACAAUAUAAAAAUAUAUCUAAUUUCAACAGUACAUAAUUUAAAGAUUUUAAGUAGCAUAUCUACACAAGAUACUAUCACAAUUAUCAUGCAUUAAUGAUGUUUUGAUUUUAAAUAACUAUAAUUUUUAAAAAAUUAAAGUACCCACACCCUAUAAAUAUCCUACAUCAUUUGGUUGAAUCAAGCACCCUUCAAAAAUUCAAAAUUGUGAUAAAAGUACGUGACUAUAAUAAUCUUGAGUCAAAUAUUGUUUGUAUACACUCAUUACGUUGUAAUUAAUGGAGAAUCAAGAGGGAUCAGGAAAUUUUCCAAGAUGGGAAAAUAUGGAUAAAGACAUACUUUCAAAUAUUUUCAAGAAGCUCGACGUAGUGGACGUUAUCAUGGGAGCAUCACGAGUGUGCAUCACAUGGUUCCUUGCCUCUCACAACAAAACUAUAUGGAACACCAUCAAACUCAACGAUCUUGAUUCAAUCAUUUUGGAUAACCCUUUCAGCCCUAAUCUUCAGGCUAGUGAUAGUCGAUACCAGCUCAGGAAGAUCUUAGCUGAGAUCAACAAAUUCGCCCGUACUAUCCCGAAUUCUUUUUUCUUCAACGUAUAUUGCAGUGUAGCAGAAGAGGACCUUGCGAUCAUUUCUAAUGGGAUGCCGAACAUCCAAAAACUUGCAUUACCAACGUGGACAUCUCUAGAUAUAAAUUCAAUUCAGUCAGCCUUUAGUAAAUGGCAGAAUCUUCAAACGUUGAUUAUUCACCCAUUUAUAUCAAUGACGGUACGUGAAGUCUCCAGCGUUGAGCUUCAAGACUUGGGAGAAAACUGUAGAAAUCUUACAACCAUGAAAUUUACUGCUAUGUUGAGCAAAGACCUUGCCAAUAUAAUUGUAUGCAAUUUUCCGAGCCUCGAGCGACUGAGCUUUCGAUGCAAUUAUGCAUGUAUAGAUGCAUCAAUAUCGCUCAUCAUUGGCCUUCCAAACCUAAGGAUAUUUAAUCUUUCACAUUGUAUUUUUACGCAAAAUACCGGAACUGGUAAGUCGUGUAUAUUAGGAAUGAGACCUAAGGACGAACUUGUACAAGCCGGCACUAAAAAGCUUGUCUGUUUAUGGUGUGUUGUUCGGACUGUACAAUUUGCCAGGACGUAUGGAAACACGCGAAUAAUCCAAACCGUUACGGGCUCGAGUUUCGUUAUGUUAAGGAAGAACGGUGGAAAACAGAUGAGAUAAAAGAACUAGAGUUAUGUGAACCUAAAAACAAGACUGUUAUAUAAAUUUCUAUUUUAAAAUUUUAUACUUUUAUUUGCACAAUAGAAAUUAUGUAAUUUCUUGUAAUAUAUAACUUAAAUAUAAUAUAUAUAAUUUAAAAACAGACUCA
Molecule: messenger RNA, 1680 nt
Organism: Brassica napus (rape)
Lineage: Eukaryota; Viridiplantae; Streptophyta; Magnoliopsida; Brassicales; Brassicaceae
Product: putative F-box protein At4g11580
Exons: 2
Coding region: 597-1532 (311 amino acids)
Molecular function (GO): protein binding
Source: RefSeq, a predicted model, not a curated record